AUGGCACGUCUAACCUCCCAACAACGUGAACACGCCAUCGGACGAUUAAAUUCUGGACAACGUUCUCAAGUCAGUGCCAAUGCAUUUAAUUGGAGUCUACGAACCAUUGAGAGAUUUCGGUUUCGUUACAACACCACCAACAGCACUGAUGACCGUCCACGUAGUGAUCGUCCCCGAGUCACAACACCAAGACAGGAUAGCUUUAUUCUGCAGCAACAUCUGCAUGACAGAUUCAUCACAGCGGCACAGAUGGCAGAGUAUGAGGGUGGCGAAGAAGAAGUGAACGUUUUACAGAACAGUGUAUGGUUGAAAGAGACCUGUGGGGAGGACCAAUCUUGGCAGACAGAUGGCAGAGUACGAGUGUGGCGAAGAAGAAGUGAACGUUUUACAGAACAUAAAAUGCCGGCAAGUAAAGUUAAAAACGAAACAGCUAAUUUGAUUGCGUCUAAUCUGGGGGAUCAGGUUGAUGAAUUGAGAGGAAAACUUCAUCUAAUAGAAAGAGAUGCCAAAGCCUGCUACGAAACAUCAGAAGCCACAAAGGCUGAAAAUGAAGCUAUGAUAAGUAAAUUAAGGGCAGAGAACAAAUAUAAAAGAUUAGCUAUAGCUCAUAGUAUUCAGGGUGACAAACAUGUAAUCAAGUCAGUGUUUCAAGAGAGAAAAGAGGAAUUAUUGUCUUUGAAAAGACGUUCAGCACAGAAAGCCAUCAGUGAAAUGGAUCAAAAGUCUUGUGAAUCAAACAAAGUUUUAAAUGAAUUGAAAUAUCAAAGGUCACAAAAAGAAAAUAAACUGGAGGAAUUACAACUAAAGCUAAGUCAAAUUUUGAAAGUUAGCACCGGAGAUGUCGAUUUGGAUCAUGAAAGACUAUUUCGACGUCUACAAAAUGAUCGUGAUAAAUCGAGAAUUAAGUAUGAAGCUGCCAGAAACAUCACUAGAAGAUACGAAGAGAUCUUACAGAUAUUGACCGAGGAAUGUCGUAUGUUUCCAUCUAAAUUAGAUGUAAUGGUACAAAUGGUGAAUGACGCCAGAAGGGAACACGCUGAUUUAAAAAGAAUGAAUAAAAAAGCGAUAUCAAGCAAUGAAGAAUCUCGGACAGAUCUGAUGGCAUUAGAAAGAGAGAUGUAUCAAGCCAGAAGAACAAGAGAUCAACAAUUAACAGAGACCAGGAGAGACGUAGAGAGAAGGAAAGAACCAGUAGAGAUGAGAAACGAUAAGAGAGUAAAAGUACCAAAUCUUACUGAUAAUAAUGAUCGUGUUGCUAAGCAUCAAGCAAUGAAAGCCGCUAAACAUGAAAAGAUUUUAACUUUAGAAACAGCUUUUGAGAAGAUCAAACAGGCAAUCAACGUAUCAGAUAUAAAGGAUGUAAUAUUCAGAUUUAGCAACCAAGAUGACACAAGAGAAAGACUUGUUCAACAGAAGAAAGAUAAGAUGGUCCAGAAAUCUAAGCUUGGUGAGGAACUUGAAAAACAGAAGAAGACAUUCGAAGAGCUCAAAUUCACCAGUCAGAGGCAAGCUCAAAAAGGACGCCAGCUUGUCGAUAACAUGGAAGAUGUUGCACUUAAGGAAAAAGAGAAACGGGAAGCAGCUAUGUCAGAAAUGACCAAGAAAGAGAAAUUGCUCAUUGAUUUACAGAAUGGUAUUUCAACAUUAUUUGAAAAACUGAAAGAUAUAAAACUAAAGCCUCCAUACCAUAACUACAGUACAACAGAUCCUGUAGAGGAUUUAACCAAUUGUGAAAGAAAAUUAGAAUCUUUAACUGAGAAAAUUAAUUUUGAGAAGAGUGUUGGUGUUACUUUGAAAAAUGCAAACAAUAAAAGGCUUCAAGAGUUCCUGGAGUUGAAGCUACCAUCAGAUAAUGUUCGUGUUAGAUUAGAUGAAGAAGAUGUUAGUGACAGUGAUGAUUUCCAUUUUGAUCAUGAUCAAGAUAAUGAAGGUUAUGUUUCUAGAGAAGAUUGUAAAAGAAUGGGACAAGAGAUACUGGGAACAAAGAUUAAACCAAAGAAACGCAAAGCCAAGAAACCCAAGAAAAGUUAAUGGACAUACAGAACACAUCCGGACAUUUUGAUAAAAGAUAUUUAGCCGUUUUUUGUAUAUUCCAUGUGGCUGUGGAUUUUUUGUAUAUCUUUAUAAUUUUACAUAUAUUUUGAUAUUCUAUAAUUUAUAAAUGUAUACAAUAAAUAAAUAUAAUUGUAAUAGAC
Lottia gigantea (owl limpet) is the source of this 2195-nucleotide messenger RNA. RefSeq lists its product as hypothetical. Gene Ontology annotation, cellular component: cilium. The transcript is spliced from 14 exons. Lineage: Eukaryota; Metazoa; Mollusca; Gastropoda; Lottiidae. The coding region runs from base 1 to 2031 and encodes 676 amino acids. Gene Ontology annotation, biological process: cilium movement; outer dynein arm assembly. The record is from RefSeq and is a predicted model, not a curated record.